Molecule: messenger RNA, 1352 nt
Organism: Theobroma umbraticum
Lineage: Eukaryota; Viridiplantae; Streptophyta; Magnoliopsida; Malvales; Malvaceae
Product: protein FANTASTIC FOUR 3
Source: RefSeq, a predicted model, not a curated record
UCACACCCCACCCCUCGCUUAUCCCUCAUGUUCAACGCCCUCCUUACUCCUCUCCCCCUCCCAUGCUCUCCUAAGGCUCUGACUCUGUUUUUUCUCUGCCUCCAUAUCCUUCCAGCUAGUUGCAUAUUUUUAUGAUCGUCGGCUUUUCAUUUCUAUAAAACCUAUUUUCUUUUCUUUUCUUUUUGUUUUUAUCAUCCUUCUCGUACCUUACCCUUAUGGCGAGGAUUGUGUGCCACCAGGGCCUACAGUCACGUCUCGAGUCCCAGCUAGUCGAGCCAAGAGCACUGAGGCUCAAGUUAACUUCAGCAAGACCUCACUUCAGUCAGCCUCGCGAGUUUGCCUUUGAAUCGUGUUGCUUUGAUUCUAACAUCAAAGAGGUUGAGGGGAAAUGCUGUUAUGAUGAAGAAGUUAGCAAGAAAACUGAUUCUCUUCAUGAUAAGCAUACUUCCUCAAGUCCUGACUCGGGUGGCUGGAGCUUCCUACAAGCUCUCUCCACCUGCUCCCAAUCCUCAAAAGAGAUUGUAGAGAAAGAAAACACUUAUGUUCAUCCUUUAGUCAAGCGUUCUCUGUCCACACUAAGUGAGAAGAGCUUGGAACUAUGCACUGAGAACUUGGGUAAUGAGACAGGCAGCGACAUCCUUGAGGACAGCAUUUUCGUAUUGACUUCAUCAGAUUCUGAAGGCGGAAAUUCUCCAACAAGGAAGCAACACAAACCCCGUCAACCGCUUGGAGCUAAGAAAGCAACUUCUCGAAAUUUUCCACCUCCUCUGACAACGAUAAGUGGAUCGGAAUCUCUUCAUGUGAGGCCCCACCGUGAAGACGGGAGGUUAGUAAUCAAAGCUGUCAAGGCCCCAUCAGCAAACACUCUUUUUCAAGCUGAACGAAGCAAUGGCCGCCUUCGACUGUGCCUUUUGAAAGAUUCUACUUCAAGUUUUGACUACGAAGAAGCAAUAGCCGACAAUGAAUGUGAAGGAAGCAGUGAAGACAAUAAAGAAGAAGAGUUUGAAAACGAUAGCAACUGUGAAGCCGAAGAAGAAGAAGAAGAAGAGGAAGAGGCAGAGGAAGAGGAAUACAGUGGAUACAUGGAGGAGGGUAUGGAUGGCAAAAGGGCGGACGUCGGCGCUGAAAUGGGAUUGAAAAAGUUCCAAGGUCCUGGCAGAGGGAGGUGCAAAGAAGGUGAACAUGAGAAGAAAGAUUGUUAAAUUGGGAGCCUUUUGGGUGGCUACAUCCUAAAGUUUUAUUUUGGAUCUCUGUCUCCAUAAUCAAAUUCCCACAAUUUUUAGUUUGUCCUCCACCCUUUUUGUCUCCCCCCUUUUUUUCCUAUUGAAUUUCUCUGUUUCGACUUUCAAGGA